Thamnophis elegans (Western terrestrial garter snake) is the source of this 639-nucleotide messenger RNA. RefSeq names its product biogenesis of lysosome-related organelles complex 1 subunit 4-like. Gene Ontology annotation, cellular component: BLOC-1 complex. The transcript has a single exon. The record is from RefSeq and is a predicted model, not a curated record. Bases 1 to 639 code for a protein of 212 amino acids. Lineage: Eukaryota; Metazoa; Chordata; Lepidosauria; Squamata; Natricidae.
AUGCCGGGCUGGGUGAGUCCUGGAAGAUGGGUGGGAGAUGGCACAGGCGGCCGGAGCCCCUUCUGCCACCGCCGCUGCCUCACUCCUCCUCGUCUUCCUCAUCCUCAAGCGGUGACAGCGGUGGCCAUGUCUCGCAGAGUCACUGCAGCAUCUCCGGCAUCAGCGGCUGCUGACCAUGCCUCCUACCUGCUUCCUUCGCCACUCGAGAACACCACUUCAGACGGGCAGAUUGGGACUUUGUACAAGAGUCUUGAAGAUUUAUUGAUCAGGGUAGAUGAGUUUGUGGAAAUGCUGGACAUGAUUAGAAAUAAUUCUUCUCAAGUAAUUAAUGAAAGUGCGCCACAUAUUCAUGGAAAGGCAAUGGAAAUGAAGAAGCUCUAUAGAAAGAUUGACAAACUAGAGGCCUUUGUAAAAAUGAUUGGUAAUAAUGUGGCUGGAAUGGAUGAACAGAUCAUAAAGGCAGAAUCAGACCUUGGAAAUUUUCCAAAUACGUUAAAGAAAUUAUUGUACACAAUCAAUGUGCCAUCUUUUUUAAAUAAAUCAUCUUCAUCAAGGCAAAAUCAAGCCCUGUAUGAGCCACUUGAUCUCUUCAAGACUGAAGACUACUUUCCUUGUCUUGAUCAAGGACAACGUAUGUGA